Molecule: messenger RNA, 1053 nt
Organism: Nicotiana attenuata
Lineage: Eukaryota; Viridiplantae; Streptophyta; Magnoliopsida; Solanales; Solanaceae
Product: traB domain-containing protein-like
Exons: 9
Coding region: 1-789 (262 amino acids)
Source: RefSeq, a predicted model, not a curated record
AUGACCAUUGGAGAAUCUGACGAGGAAUUUGAGGAAUCCUGCCAAGAAGUCGAAGCCGUGAUUCAAUUUUUUUUGAAACCGCAGGUUGUUUUCUUGGAGUUAUGCUCAGGUCGUGUGGCUGUGCUUACACCUCAUAAUUUAAAGGUACCAACUAUGAGGGAAAUGAUGGAUAUGUGGAAGAAAAAUCAAAAUCCAUUUGGGAUACUCUAUAGCUGGUUUCUUGCUAAGGUUGCUAACAAGCUUGAGGUUGUGCCUGGGGCUGAGUUCCGUGUGGCCUAUGAAGAAGCAAUGAAGUACGGCGGAAAGGUGAUACUUGGUGACCGUCCCGUACAAAUAACAUUGCGAAGAACAUGGGCAAAAAUGCCGCUUUGGCACAAAACAAAAUUCUUGUUCUCCUUAUUUUUCCAAGCAUUAUUCUUACCAAAUCCGGAAGAUCUCAACAAGAUGCUGAAGGAAAUGGAUGAUGUCGACAUGCUGACUCUUGUAAUUCAGGAAAUGAGCAAGCACUUCCCCACUCUUUGGACUACCCUAGUUCAUGAGCGAGAUCUGUACAUGUCAUCGACAUUACUAAGAGUUGCUGGUGAACACAACUCUGUUGUAGCAGUCGUAGGGAAGGGUCACCUGCCAGGAAUCAAGCAGAACUGGAAACAACCCAUUGAGGUUCAGUUACUACUCACAAUUCCUUCACAGAAACCUGCCAUCUCUGUCACAAGAAUCUUGUCAAUAUUCGGAGUUGCAGUCGCAGGAGUGGCCAUAAUAUCUGGCAUUUAUACUUCAAGCAAGAAAUAAAAUCAGUGGUUUCAGAUUGAAGUGUCUCUAAUUUCAUGUAUUUUAAGGAGGUCAUACAAGUUUGAUACGCAUAGGUGCUGAGGUCAUAGAUUCAACUCUAAUCUGUCCUGCUGCUGGAAAUGGAAAAUUAUUGUUUUUGAAAAAUUUCCUGGGGCUUGGUAAGUCAAAUUUGACUUUGAGAAAGAUUCUUCAAAUUCUUGAACAGCAACAGGAAUAUUGAUGCUAAAAUUUGCCCGCUUUUCAUCUCUCUCAAACUUGACUCGA